Messenger RNA from Symphalangus syndactylus (siamang), 1419 nucleotides. RefSeq names its product NME/NM23 family member 9 (gene NME9). The record is from RefSeq and is a predicted model, not a curated record. Gene Ontology annotation, molecular function: nucleoside diphosphate kinase activity. Lineage: Eukaryota; Metazoa; Chordata; Mammalia; Primates; Hylobatidae. Gene Ontology annotation, biological process: UTP biosynthetic process; GTP biosynthetic process; CTP biosynthetic process.
UACGUGUCCGCAGGCUUUCCUGGCAGGCCUGGCGGGGGGGCCAGGUUGCCAUGACGACCGCGGCUAGGUCGCGGCAGACUCGAGCCAUGGGCAGCAGGAAGAAGGAAAUUGCCCUGCAGGUCAACAUCAGCACCCAAGAGCUUUGGGAGGAAAUGCUCAGUUCCAAAGGACUAACUGUUGUUGAUGUCUAUCAAGGCUGGUGUGGCCCCUGCAAACCUGUGGUGAGCCUCUUCCAGAAGAUGAGGAUCGAGGUCGGCCUGGACCUUCUGCACUUUGCAUUAGCAGAGGCAGAUCGUCUUGAUGUCCUCGAAAAGUACAGAGGGAAGUGCGAGCCAACCUUUCUGUUUUAUGCAGGAGGAGAACUGGUGGCUGUGGUUAGAGGAGCAAAUGCCCCACUGCUGCAGAAAACCAUCCUAGACCAGCUGGAGGCCGAAAAGAAAGUGCUGGCUGAAGGCAGAGAACGGAAAGUGAUUAAAGAUGAGGCUCUUUCUGAUGAAGAUGAAUGUGUUUCCCAUGGAAAGAACAAUGGUGAAGAUGAGGACAUGGUUUCAUCAGAGAGGACCUGUACCUUGGCCAUCAUUAAACCAGAUGCAGUGGCCCAUGGAAAGACUGAUGAGAUUAUCAUGAAGAUUCAGGAAGCUGGGUUUGAAAUUCUAACAAAUGAAGAGAGAACCAUGACAGAGGCAGAAGUGCAACUUUUCUACCAACACAAAGCUGGAGAGGAGGCAUUUGAGAAGCUGGUACGUCACAUGUGCAGUGGACCGAGCCACCUCCUGAUCCUCACCAGGACUCAGGGCUUCGAGGACGUGGUCACUACCUGGCGAACCGUCAUGGGCCCCUGUGACCCCAAUGUGGCCAGGAGGGAGCAGCCUGAAAGUCUCCGAGCUCAGUACGGCACAGAAAUGCCCUUCAAUGCUGUCCAUGGAAGCCGGGACAGAGAAGAUGCUGACAGAGAACUGGCAUUGCUCUUCCCCAGUUUGAAAUUUUCAGACAAAGAUACAGAAGCCCCUCAGGGCGGUGAGGCUGAAGCAACAGCGGGGCCCGCUGAGGCGCUUUGCUUUCCCGAGGAUGUGGAUUGAGAUGGCUGUGCUGCUCUUCCAGGGCACGUGACCAGGGGUCUACUGCACAAAACAGACCUCCAGAAUCGGAAUUUACUCUUUUGAGUACCAAUACUUUUUGGUUUAGCUGUCUUCUGUAGACAAUGAAAAUAAUAUGACUGGGCGCAGUGGCUCACGCCUGUAAUCCCAGCACUUUGGGAGGCCGAGACAAGUGGAUCACCUGAGAUCAGGAGUUUGACACCAACCUGGCCAACAUGGUGAAACCCUGUCUCUACUAAAAAUACAAAAAAUUAGCCAGUCAUGGUGGCGUACACCUGUCAACCCAGCUACUUGGGUGGCUUAGGCAUGAGAAUCGCUUGAA